AAAACUAUCACCAACUUUGGAAAUGGUCUACCGACAAUAUUUCAGAUUUUUGGGCUACAGUUUGGGAUUAUACCAACAUCAUUCAUUCAGCUCCCUACGAACAGGUUGUAGAAUCUAAGCCAAUGAAUAAAUUACCUGCUUGGUUUUCUGGUGCAAGACUUAAUUUUGCCCAGAACUUAUUGUGGUGCCGUGAUGGGAAUAGAACUGCUAUUAUUUCAGCUGGUGAAGGCAAAUCUAUACAAACAAUUUCUUAUCGUGAUUUAUAUGAUCAAGUUAGACGUAUGGCAGUUGCAAUGAGAUCGGCCGGUGUUCGAAAGGGUGAUAGAAUUUGUGCAUAUAUUUCAAAUUGUCCUGAAGCCGUGAUUGCAAUGCUUGCUUCUACUAGUAUUGGCGCAAUUUGGAGUAGUGCUUCUCCUGACUUUGGUGUUUCAGGAGUUCUUGAUAGAUUUUCUCAGAUUCGUCCAAAAUUUUUAUUUUCUACAAAUUCUGUUGUAUAUAAUGAAAAAACCAUUAAUAUCUUACCAAAGCUUAAACUUGUGGCUGAAAGUUUAGAGAAAGAGGGUCUGGAAAAAGUUAUCGUCGUUUCUUUCAACGAAUUUAAUAAUUAUGAUUUAUCUUCAAUUUCAUUAGCAACUUCUUGGAAUGAUUUUCUGAACAAUUAUUCAGUUGUAGGCUCUAGUUCAGAUGAAAUAGAGUUUGAACAAUUGCCAUUCGAUCAUCCACUCUAUAUUCUUUUUUCUUCCGGAACGACUGGAAAACCUAAAUGUAUGGUUCAUAGGGCAGGAGGAGUGUUAAUUCAACAUAAGAAGGAGCACAUUUUACAUGGGAAUAUGUCUCAAAAUGACGUAUUGUUUUAUUAUACAACAACCGGAUGGAUGAUGUGGAAUUGGUUGGUUUCAGGAUUGGCAACUGGUUGUACAAUUGUUUUAUAUGAUGGAUCACCUUUUAAACCAAGGGCAUCCGUUCUUUGGGAAUUAAGUGAUCAAAUUGGGAUUACAGUAUUAGGCAUUUCCGCAAAGUAUAUUCAAAGUCUUCAAGAUUUAAAUUAUAAACCCAUCGAACAGUGUAAUUUACAAUCAAUUAGAAUAAUUUUGUCAACCGGUUCACCUUUAAAACCUGAAGGCUUUGAUUAUGUCUAUGACUCAAUUAAAAAAGAUGUUAUGUUGAGUUCGAUCACUG
Molecule: messenger RNA, 1179 nt
Organism: Racocetra persica
Lineage: Eukaryota; Fungi; Glomeromycota; Glomeromycetes; Diversisporales; Gigasporaceae
Source: the annotation of a GenBank genome assembly